Amoebophrya sp. A25 is the source of this 1246-nucleotide messenger RNA. The record is from the annotation of a GenBank genome assembly. Lineage: Eukaryota; Dinophyceae; Syndiniales; Amoebophryaceae.
GUCACCAGAAAGAUUAGUUCCUUCGGGAGUACUUGAUCAAAAGUGCUAAAGGACACUACUGUAAGUCAGAACUGAUCUCGACUUGGAUCUAAAUCUUAUAGAGUUUUUGCUCUCUUUGAUACUUGCUGGCGCGAAUAACAGUAUGUCCUCUAUCACGAAGGUGUCUGUUGGUCCAGACGAUGCUGGGCAGGGCGGUGUUGGAAAACUACCACCUUCCAACAAGAACUUGCCUGAUUUCGUGCUGCACAACACGUGGCCAGAGGGAGAGGCGUAUAGCGUGAUAGAAGAAGUGAAAGCGGUCAUCGAGAGGGUCGAAUCGAGCACGUCUUGGAAUCAUGGGAUGUUAUCAGGUCAAAACCUUCAUUACAGAAGCUAGCCAGAAGAUUCCGAUGCCGAACAAUUUGGUCGGCUAUCAUGAUGGAGAGGAACAGAAUCUUCAAAACGGUGAUGCUGCUUUGUUCGCUGCUGGGACCUCCUCCCUCAAACGCUGAGCAGAUAGCCUCGAAUUUUGAAAAAAACGGCAUAGGGUUGGACUUUGGUAAACAUGGAUGCAGCGGGGUUCGCGGAGCGGGGAGUCACCUCUGCGGUAGCGAGAGCCAGAAUAUCUGGCUUGAUCGAGAAAACACAGUCCGAUCUCUCUUCGGGAGUGAAAAAUGCCGAAACUAUGCGAAAGGUUGUAGAAUGAUCUCGUGGAGAUAUGGAUUCUAAGGAUCUUGAAAGAGAAGUACAGCAAAUCGCGGUUGCAGGAAAAGAGACGAAAAUUAUCGUGUACUUAGUCGAUAUGAAAACUACUUCUACGCCAGACAACCCAGUUCCAGAGCCACAGGACGUUGAAACUGACAAUCUAGCCAAAUAAUCCACAGCCAGACUGCAUGCUGCAUGGAAAGAAGUGACUGUUCGUGAAAAUAUGGUCACCUUUCGUCAUGGCGGUGCCGCCGAGCACAUGUCUUUCUGGCAUAAGGGAGUUGCGCAUGCAACCGGCAAUGGUGCUCCUGCGAAACGGCAUGUGCUCUCGUUCCUAGGAAUGUACAAUGUUUAAGACUCCAACUACUUUCAAUUUAGAGCACGCAGCAGAAAAACUUCUUCAAAGAUGAUCCUAUGAAGAUACCAGACGACAGAUACGGUGAAUCUGCCGACGUCCCUUCUUAUUAUUUUCCCUGUUCAAAAUGUAUAAUAUGAUCUAAGUAUCUAAGAUUUUGUUGCCUUGCUCAUUUUCACGGUUUGCUUUGCGGAGCUCUCUCUCUUG